Messenger RNA from Varanus komodoensis (Komodo dragon), 582 nucleotides. Its product is annotated as keratin-associated protein 5-10-like. The record is from RefSeq and is a predicted model, not a curated record. The transcript is spliced from 2 exons. The coding region runs from base 1 to 582 and encodes 193 amino acids. NCBI's taxonomy places the organism in Eukaryota, Metazoa, Chordata, Lepidosauria, Squamata, Varanidae.
AUGUCAGAAGAAAGAAUCUAUUCUUCUGGAAGAGAGCCCUACUUCAAUUUGAACUCAACAUGGUACGACCCCGCAGGAUCCUGGCUGGACAAUCGCCGUAAACCAUUCCACUAUGUCGAGAACACUUCCUGUGUGACUCGUUGCAACGCUCGAUGUGACAUACCUAGAAGAGGAGGCCAUAAUUACCGGUGCUAUUGCUACCGCCACUCAACCUGUAGCCCAGGGGGGAACCCGAGAUCCACGUGCUGUGUCCACAACCCCUCAGGAGGACCCCGAGACUACUGGGGGCGCCCAAUUGGAGAUUCAUGUGAUGGACGUACAGGUGGACACUAUACUCACGAAGAGUCAUUCCAUAGUUCAUGCUGUGGAUCUUCAGGAGGAAGCGGCACUGGUGGAGGAGGAGGAGCAUGUGCUCAGCCUUCUGGUGGGUCAGCUGGAUGUGGAGGUGGAAGAGGGGUGUGUGCUGAGCCCGGAUUUGCUCUGCUGGUCGAGAAGGAUGUGUUCCCGUCAGGACAAGGACCAAUGCUACAAGCAGGAGGAAGAGGAACGUUCCUGCUGUCUCAGCAGGCUCCGUUCGGGUAG